GAUGAAAGGAGAGGCGGGGGGCGCGGUGGAGGAGGAACUCCCCCGGGCAGUCUUUUCCCUCUUGCGGGAGUCGGUGCUUGAGAAAAAAGGGCGUCUGGCUGUGAUUUGGGGGAAUAGGCGAAGACGCCUCCUGCAGAAGUUUGGAUGAUGACGAUGAACUCUCUAGCCGAGAGCCUGCUGGGGCCUCCGGACCCGUCUAAGGCGGCCUUCCUGGACUUCGGGCUGGGCCCCCCUCCUUCUCCUCCUCCUCCUCAGCAGCAGCAGCCGCACCCGGCCAGCCUGGCGGCGCCCCCCUACCCUCUCCAAGCCCUGCACCCCCCGCAGCAGCACGACGGCGGCUCCUUCCCGGCCGCCGCCUCCUACGGCAGACCCCUGGCGUAUCCCCCCUACCCCGGGGCGGCGAGCGGCAGCCCCCACGCCUUCUAUCACCACCAUCACCACCACCACGGAGCCUCCUACUCGCCUUACCAGCAGACCUCCAGCGCCCUGGGCCACGGGACGAGGCUGGAGGAGACGGAGCUUGAGAAAUCCACCAUCAUUGAGAAUGGGGAAAUCCGCAUCAACGGGAAAGGGAAGAAGAUCCGGAAGCCGCGCACCAUCUACUCCAGCCUCCAGCUACAGGCGCUCAACCAGCGCUUCCAGCAAACCCAGUACCUGGCGCUACCUGAGCGGGCAGAGCUGGCGGCACAGUUGGGCUUGACUCAAACACAGGUCAAGAUCUGGUUCCAAAAUAAGCGUUCCAAAUUCAAAAAAAUUAUGAAGCAGGGCUCCGGCAUCCAAGAAGACCAUCUCCACAGCUCCUCAUCUUUGUCCCCCUGUUCCCCUAACAUCCCCCCACUCUGGGACAUCCCCAUGGCAUGCAAAGGAACCCCCCUGCCCCCCAACAGCUACAUCAACAGCUUCGGACCUUGGUACCACCAGCCACAACACCAAGACAACAUGGGGAGGCCUCCGGUGAUGUGAUGCAGACGGCACUUGGGACAUCCAUCCAUCUAGUGUGUGCCAUUUUCCAAAGCUCACCACCAAGGUCUUUGGAGCAGGGAAAUGCUCAUGGAGGAGAUGGCUUCUUGGAAGGAAUCUCCAGCCCUUCUCUUGAGAUGAGAAGCUGCCUGGCAGGAGAGGACUGCAGAUGCACCAGUGGACAUCUAUGUAGGCCAUGGACUGAAUUUAACAACUAUGACAGAAUGUGUGAAGUGGAGACAGGAAAGAAACCUCCCAAUAAAACUUAACCAGAAGUCUUGGCCCCAUUUCAAGCAGUGGUGCUCUCUCAUGGAUUUGCAAGAGCUGUGUUAGCAUAGAAACAUAGGAAGCUGCCAUAUACUGAGUCAGACCAUAGGUCCAUCUAGCUCAGUGUUGUCUACUCAGACUGGUAGCGGCUUCUCCAAGGUUGCAGGCAGGAGUCUCUCUCUCAGCCCUAUCUGGAGAUGCCAGGGAGGGAACUUGGGACCUAGAUGCUCUUCCCAGAGCAGCCCCAUCCCUUAAGGGGAAGAUCUUACAGUGCUCACACAUCAAGUUUCCCAUUCAUAUGCAACCAGGGUGGACCCUGCUUAGCUAGGGGGACAAGUGGCUGGUCUUGUGGUUGCAAGCAUGACAAGACUUAGCAUUUUGCGCUUAAGAUAGUCUCAUGAAUGACAUGGCCCUGUUUUGGUUCUAGUGAUGUGAGUAGGGUUAGAGUAAGUUGCCACCUCUCUCGUUUUUUCUCCAGGCAAGGAACCUGUCUUGAACAGUGCGAUGGCAGACAAGUGGUGCUUUCCCUGACAUGGAGGUGCAGGGAUGGAAAGGCUUCGUCUGUUGAAUUUCUGACUGUUAAGUGAUUGCUAAAGGCACAGGAGCUUUGCCAAGAAAAAAAAGUCAGCAGCUCUCCUUAGUGUAGCAUGCUAAUGAGCUGCACUGGGCUAUUUUUCAGACAGGUAUUAGAAAAAGGAAUGCAGAACCGGAUAGAAAAAUAAGAGAAAGCCUACACAUUGGCACAACUUAAUGAUUUUGGAAGCAGAAUACCGGUUAACUGGGAGAUAGCAAAAUCAUCUCACUGGAUUAAAACUGGCGAGAACUUUACCCAUCCAAAUGGGUUCAGUAUAGUCCCACCUCCUUCCUCCAAAAGAAAUAGGUGGUGGAUGUAGGUCCCCCAUUUCCAUACAGGUCCCCAACUUGCUCCUGCAGAAAAAUACUUCUAUAUAUUCAAACACUUUCUACAAAGCCAAAUUUGCCUCAAGGUUUGUCUGUGUUACUCAAAUAUAUUUUUAAAAAUUGUGUUUAAACCAGGAUUGUUUACACUUAAUGAAAAGUUUGUGGAAUGUAAUCCCUUUGAUCUCUCCCCCUCCCUCUCCCCAAAAAGAUGAUUUGUGUUUGUUUCAGUCACUACAUAAAGUCUCCCCCCACCAAAAAUAAAUAAAUAACUUGAGACUAUUUAACUAAACCAACUAACUAAUUUAACUUUACUUUCCCCCACACUUUGCCAAGCAUAAUGACAAAAAUUUUAUUUAUUGAAAUAAAACUUUUGGUAUACGGUAUUGUUUUCUCUUUAUAAAAAGAAUGUAAAACUAUAAAUGUUUUUUUUUU
Molecule: messenger RNA, 2559 nt
Organism: Hemicordylus capensis (graceful crag lizard)
Lineage: Eukaryota; Metazoa; Chordata; Lepidosauria; Squamata; Cordylidae
Gene: DLX4
Product: distal-less homeobox 4
Exons: 4
Coding region: 145-963 (272 amino acids)
Biological process (GO): cell differentiation; negative regulation of transcription by RNA polymerase II; embryo development
Molecular function (GO): RNA polymerase II cis-regulatory region sequence-specific DNA binding; DNA-binding transcription factor activity, RNA polymerase II-specific
Source: RefSeq, a predicted model, not a curated record